Prosopis cineraria is the source of this 474-nucleotide messenger RNA. RefSeq lists its product as uncharacterized. Gene Ontology annotation, biological process: SCF-dependent proteasomal ubiquitin-dependent protein catabolic process. The coding region runs from base 1 to 474 and encodes 157 amino acids. The transcript has a single exon. The record is from RefSeq and is a predicted model, not a curated record. Gene Ontology annotation, cellular component: SCF ubiquitin ligase complex. NCBI's taxonomy places the organism in Eukaryota, Viridiplantae, Streptophyta, Magnoliopsida, Fabales, Fabaceae.
AUGUGUCCCAAUUUAGAGCUUCUUGACAUAAACACUUGUGGGAAUAUUACAAAAGGGGUAUUUGAAGCUUUAAGGGACUGCCGUAAGAUUACACACCUAAGCUUAGCUGACUGUGCAGCAGUGAGCGGAUUUGAGAUAGGGUUUGAAUUACCCAAACUGGAGGUGAUGAACUUAUCGCAAUCAAGGAUUGAUGAUGAAGCCCUUUCAAUAGUUUCAAAGACUUGCUGUGGGCUAACACAUUUGGAGUUGCAGAAUUGCUUUAAUGUGACAUCAAACGGAGUGAGGAACGUGGUAGAAAAAUCAAGCAGACUGAGAGAGAUAAAUUUGAAGCACUGUAAUAAAGUAUGUGCUGAUAUUAUUCCAUGGAUGGUAUCUUCAAGCUCUUCUUUGAGAAAAAUAAUGGCUCCCCCCAGUUUUUGUGCUAGUGAGAGCCUGACGAAACUCUUGUUGCGUCAUGGAUGCCGUGUUUGUUAG